Molecule: messenger RNA, 2722 nt
Organism: Pocillopora damicornis (cauliflower coral)
Lineage: Eukaryota; Metazoa; Cnidaria; Anthozoa; Scleractinia; Pocilloporidae
Product: TBC1 domain family member 20
Biological process (GO): endoplasmic reticulum to Golgi vesicle-mediated transport; positive regulation of GTPase activity
Cellular component (GO): endoplasmic reticulum membrane
Molecular function (GO): GTPase activator activity
Source: RefSeq, a predicted model, not a curated record
AUGGAGUCAGCAGUUUCUCAACAGGAAACAAAAUGGAGGUGAUAUCGGCGUUAAACGCCGAAGAUUCGGCGAGAAAUAUAGCCAAUUUCACUCCCAAAAUGCCAUAGAAAUUUAAAGAUGGAGAAAUAAAACUUCGCGAUAGACUAUGUAGGUGUGAUUUGAGUCAUCGUCUGAAAUUUUUGAAGGUCGUAAUUAAGUAAAGUGAGCAGGUUUGACAACAUCAACAUGGCCGCUCUGGCACGAAGAGAACCUCCACAUUACACGUACAAGAGGAAAGUUUACGUCGGAAAAACGAAAAAUCCGAACGCGGGCAUCGUAGGACAGAUGAUGUACUACUUGUCAGAGGCCCGUCUGCGAGGUAAGAUUCGCAGGAUAACAGAUGCUUUAGAUUCAGACCCAGUGGAUGUGCCAUCACUGAAAGACCUGAGCAUCACAGCUGAUGGUUACAUUGCUGUAGACUUGAGGUGUAAAGUGUGGUCUAAACUACUCAAUGUCAAUACACUGGAGAUUUCAAGAAACAAAGACAAGAAGAUAGACAAUUCUGAGUUGGAACAGUUUCAAGUACACAAGUACUGGAGACAAGUAAACUUAGAUGUUGAUCGAUCACACAGGAGGUUUCCCUCUGAGAUGAGAGCAUCAAGGCGUCGCACCCUUCAAGAGCAGCUGGUGAGGAUCAUCAUGAGAGUAUUGUGUAGAAAUCAGGAUCUGCAUUAUUAUCAGGGUUACCAUGAUGUGGCUGUUACUCUGUUGCUUGUAGCUGGAGAGGAGUUAGCUACAGCUCUUCUGGAGCAAUUGUCUCUUCAUCAACUGAGGGACUUCAUGGAAGGUUCAAUGGAGAAGACAACUAAAAUGCUGGCAUUUUUGCAUCCCAUUAUUGAAGAAGCUGAUCCAGAAUUGAGGGAAUUUCUUGUCAGGUCUGAAGUGGGACAGGUGUUUGCCCUCAGCUGGCUAAUCACGUGGUAUGGUCACGUGUUGAAGGAUUUUUCCACCAUAGUGCGCCUGUAUGACUUCUUUCUGGCCACCCAUCCUCUUAUGCCUGUGUACUUCGGUGCCGCUCUUGUGAUCCGGCGUCGUUCUGAAGUGCUGGCCGGCGAAUGUGAAAUGAGCUAUGUACACCAUCUUCUUUCUCGAAUUCCCGAUGAUCUUCCUGACUACGUUGAAGAACUUAUCACCACUGCGCAUUCGCUGUUCCGUAAAUUUCCCCCUGAAAAGCUAUCUGGAGCUGUUGACCGCUAUCUUAAAGAAAGCAUAACCGUAGCCAAGCACAAGCAGUUUAUACGAGAGUUAGGAGACCAAAGACCUGAUUCUGUUCUGAGACAAAGGAAAAAACAGCUUGCCCUUUACACAAACAAUGAACUCGAAGUUUCACAAAAUUUCCAAUCGGCGACACAAACAAAUCCUUACAUGAAGCUCGCUGUGUGGACAUUAACAGCUUCUGUGGGUACAAUGGCUAUUUAUGUUCUGAGUACAGCGAAACGUUGGAUAUAAAUGAAAGGGAGUGUCGCCAUUUUUCCAUGUGAAUGAGACGAGAAAGAGUUUGGUAGCAGACCUUUCGUUACUGUUGCUCUUGUGUCACGAAACCUUGACUUGUGAUCAGAAUGUGAGAGUGAUAAAAAAACAGAGGAACUGCAUUGAAUUCAAAUGGACUGGCUCCAGGUUCGAAUCAAAUGAUCACCAUAUUUUAAAGCGGGAGUUCAAAUUUAUUCGGAUUUGUGAAGCUUACUCGUAGGAACCAAGCCAAAAUACUUUUGGCAGUCGAAAGACUUCUUCAGAGCGAUUUCCUCGUAUGAAACACGCCUUCAACGGUUUGAUUUGACAGUAGGAAGAUGGAACUGUCUUCGUCAUCCUCACUUCUCCUCUGCGAAGCGUUUUUUCGAACUACCCUCUAUAAAGUCAGCAUGAAAGUAGUUUACUGCAUGCAGUGCUCAAUGGACCACACUGCAAUCGUGUUCUCUGAGUAUCAGUAGAAGAAGAUGAUUUUACAACGAAGAACUCAGCCUUACUAAUUCUUACAGGGGGCAUGUAGAAAAUCUGGUAUUGUGCAUUUUGAGAAAUGUGUUGGGACAACACUGUCGUCGAACAAUUUUUUUGCAGGCAGAAGAACGGCCACGGCUGGAACAUUUCUUGUUUAGAGAAAUUAUCUAAGGAAUGUACAGAAAAAGCUGUACAAAUGCAGCAUUGAAAUAUGUAGUCUAUUAAUGAGGGCUGGUUUCUCCCUUGGUCUGGUCACCAAAAUUUACUCAUCCCAAAUGAUCUGUAUACGGAAUUGACCAUUAUCAAAUUAUUCUGAUGAUUUUGUCAGAAACUGGGAAUAUGAAAUAAAAAUGUCCUUGCUUUUCUUUGCGAAGGGAUACCCGCUGCGUACAAAUGAGAAGCUAGUUACCUCAAAUAAAAAAAAAGUAAUAAAAACAAGUCAGUACAGUUACUUAGCAGAACUUUUUCCCGGGGUCUGCUUCAGGGGUCGUUCCUUCACUCGCCGUGCAACACUCGGGCCAGUCCUAAAGUUUCCGCAUGCAGCGUGAAAAGGCGGGAAAAGUCGUUGAACUGAAGCCAAUGCACACAAUUCGAAAGAAGCAGUGAAGACCCAAAGUACAUACAAUUAUAAGGAAGCGAGCAAGUUGCGCAGGGUAUGAGUUUUGCGUCAUUCUGAAUGACUAAGAGUUGAGUGUAAUAUUUCUUAACCAACUACAGAGCGCAGUUAAAUAAACCAAUUCAGUCCGGG